CUGAAAGCUGGGAGUCAAUGCGAGCAAAGGGAGGAGGAGGAGGAGGAGGAGAAAGAGUUGGUGGAGAGAUCGAUGAAGUGGCAGGCAGAGAGGCAAGAGGAGGAGGAGGAGGAAAAUCUCACGAGAUAAUGAAAGAAAAAGAGAAGUGCUGCUAACAGAGCGAAAACACGGAGCGUGGACCCGGAGAUUGUCUUAAAAAACAAAAAAAAAAACAGAGAUUUUCAUCUAGAUCCGUUUAUCCUGUUUUGUAUUUUUCAUCUUGUUUCCUCCGUUUGUUGCGCUGUGCGUGUUUUUUUGGUGGAUGUAGCACCCCGGGGCGCAGCGGACCAAUUGUGUGAAUCUGUAGGUCUGCUCAGCGACACAGUGGGAGAAAUGCGCAGGGCGGACAGCAGCCGUGGAUGCGCUCCGACAAGCGGGUAGAAUAAAGGCACAAAAGCGACCGAGGCUCCAGCGGGAGACCCCAGCUGAGCACCACAGACACAAACAGAUGCACAAGUGAGAAUAAAAUAAGACAUCGAGACUCUCCAUGCUGUUCAAAAGUCGUUUUCUGGGACUUUGAGGGAGUUUGAAGACACUAAUUAAUGUUAUCAGAUAAUUAAUUAGAGACCCCGUAAGCCUGGAAAUCAAUUAAUUCACAAAUCAAUAAAUCCAUAGUCUGGUGUAACAAGAGACCUUCCAGACUGUUGACCUGGCUGUUGAACAACAAUAACAAAGAGAGAGCAACAGCAUAGUGGCAAGAAACACAGAUUUAUUUGCUGAAAUUGAAGAUGGAUGGGGGUCUAGGGGAGAUGUCCCUGCACAGCCACUCUGAUCUGGCUCACAGCCAGGAUGGUAGGGCCAUGCUGCACACACGGGACCUCUCGGCUGCCUUCCCCAGGCCUUCCCUCGGGAGCUCCUCCAUGUCUCUGGAACCCGAGCCCCGUCCAUCAGGAUACGACCACUCCAUGUCGGCUCUAGGCUACAGCGGCGACUCCCCGUCCAGUUCUGGGAGCACCUACACCACCCUAACCCCUCUGCAGCCAUUUGAUGACAAGUUCCACCACCAUCAUCACCACCAUCACCCCUGCCUCCCUGUCAGCAAUGUCAUCGGCAGCUUCACCCUCAUGCGAGAGGAUCGAGGCCUCGGCACCAACUUCUACAAUCCGUAUGGAAAGGAGCUGGCUAUGACACAAAGCCUGACACCCCCCACCACCGGUUCAGGCCUGAGCUCCUCCAUGCAUGGCUACGGCAGUCUAGGCAACAGUCCCAAUGGCAAUGGUGGACAGAUGCUCCACAGCGGCUAUGAGGUCCACGGAGGGGGUCUCUUCUGUCGGGCGUCAGAUUUUGGUCGAGAGAUGUCACCCCCAGGACUGGGAGGUGGCGAUGUGUCCAUCGGGCAUCAGCUGAACAAGAUAGAGGCUCACCAGCACACCCCUAACCACCACCCUCACAUCUACAGCCAGCAUUACCAACCUCACCAUCACCCAGGCCAGCAAUCAUCCAAGAUGGGUGAGCACCUGCACUCCUCGUCGCCCGCCUCAUCCUCACCCGGCGAGGGCAUGCUUCCAGGCUCGCAGGGGGGCGGAGGCGGGGAAGAGAUCAACACCCGGGACGUGGCCCAGAGGAUCAUCACAGAGCUGAAGAGGUACAGCAUCCCCCAAGCUAUCUUUGCGGAAAGAGUCCUGUGUAGGUCACAGGGCACGCUGUCUGACCUCCUGAGGAACCCCAAGCCCUGGGGCAAGCUGAAGUCUGGACGUGAGACCUUCAAGAGGAUGUCUCGUUGGCUGCAGGAGCCAGAGUUUCAAAGAAUGGCCUCACUUCGGCUGGAGGCCUGCAAGCGCAAGGAGCAGGAGCAGAGCAAGCUGGAGCGCAAUCAGGGCCCGAAGCGCACUCGGCUGGUGUUCACCGACCUGCAGCGGCGCACGCUCAUGGCCAUCUUCAGGGAGAACCACCGCCCGACCAAAGAACUGCAGGUCACCAUCUCCCAGCAGCUGGGCCUGGAGCUCUCCACAGUCAGCAACUUCUUCAUGAACGCCCGCAGACGCAACCUCAACAAGUGGGCCGACGAGGGCCGUCCUUCUUCCACUGGCUCCUCUGGCUCCAGCGUUUCCUCUUCCGCGGUGUCCUGCAGCACCGCGUGAUGAUGGGGUGUCCUGGAGGUGCGUUGGGGAGGGCGCCGAGAGAACAAGGGGGGCACAUGGACUGGUCUAGGGGGAGACCAGGCGUUACAAAAUGUCCUCCUCGUUAUCAGAAGGAGUGACGGAGCUUUUGCAGAUGAUUUUAUGAAGCAAACCAAAGUCGAUUGCCUCUUUGACAUGGAAAGAGGCAAUGUGUAGAGUGAUAAAAUUGCAGGAUGUGAGGUCCUGCUUGUAUAGUCAAGGGUGGGAAGAUGAGUAACACCCUCACAUAGACACCAUCUCAUUGCAUUAUUUUAAUUAUGUAGAUUAGAGAUAAUGAGGGUAUUGCAAAUCAGGAGGAAGCAUAUUUUGAUGUACCUUCAAUUCUAUUCCCAUCUCUCCAAACGUGACGAAUCAAGAGGUGCCGUUUACUCACACCUGGAGAGCUCCAUCGUGUAAGUUUUUAAUCACAAGUGUUCACAGUUGUCCAAAGAUGUUAAUCCGUCCCCCCAGUUCCCAUUUUUCCUCAAGAAUCAAGGUGAAAGAGGAAAAAAAGGUUUUUUUCUUCAACCUUUUGAUUUUUUGUUUUCUUUUUCAUGAAGUCAAGUUCCCCUUUCUUAGCAUGUGUUUCCAUGGUGAUGGUUCCCAGGACUUUUUUGGUGCUGUUUCAAGUGUGGAGCUUGGAAUAAUAAUCAAGGUGGGAUUCUGUUAAUGUCUGUAAAUCCCAGCCGUCAAUCAUAAACCACCAACGAGAGCAUCUGCAGCGUUUUGUCUGAACGGUCUCGCCUUGAAUUAAUCAGAGGUUUCAGGGGAGACCUUCGACUUGACGCGACGUUAUGCCGGCACAGAAUCAAUAAACACAAGCAGGACGUGGAAACAGACUCGUUGAUGCAACCAUUUUAGCUUUAAGACUGUCGCUGAGCUUCCAAAGAAAAGCUCCUCAGCCAUUUUUGACUCAAAAACCAAGCCACAAAAGAGAGAAGAAAAUGUAAUUUGAACACUAAAGGUUUCGUACAGAAGAGCUACACCUGACACAGUGUAUAGUGAGAUUUUAGUAUUUUUUUCAGCUCAUUUACAAAUAACUACUCACCUCUGCACCAUUCUGAAGUGUUUUUUUAACAGAUGUCUAGAAAAUGGAGGAAUGUGAUCCUUUCUCCCCUUUUUGUACAGAUUUCAAGCACAUUGCUCUAUUUGUAGGAACCAUGUUGGAAGUGUGGGGCAGUUAUUUUCAGCCCUGCUGGAGGUCAUUUUUAAGUUUGUUUUUUAUCUGCAAAGGAAUGGCUUUAACACGCCUUCUUAUAGCCAAAAGCAAAAUCAAAUCAAGAACAUUUAAAAUGCAAUUUCUGAUCUGAUUUAUGGUAUUUAUUACUAUGUUUGUGUAUUUAUUGUUUACCUUUUGUUUUCCUCUGUAUUUAUUUGGCAAUUUAUUUAUGCUAUCUAUAUACUGUAAGUAUUUAUUUAACGAUACUCCGUAUGUCUGUGUGAAACUGAAGACUUUUUCUGAUGGGCACUUUUAGCUGUAGAAUCCCAUCGUAAUACCAAAGAUUAACAUUGCCUCCCUGAAUGUACGACCAGAAUCCCUAAACCCAGUACCUGAUCCCGACCCGAUCCACCAUGUGACGUUCUAUCUCUCUACUCUAAAAGGCCUGGCCUUUUCAUCAUUUUUUUUGUGUGUGUUUUUUUGGUAGAAUAUUGGGGAAUUCUUUACUCUUGCAAAUGUCUCCGCUAUCGUCUCUUAAUGCCAAGGUCAAAGCUUGUUUGAAUGUGAUUAUAUUUAGGAUUAAUUUUGCUAUAGAUAAUGAUGAUGUGGUAUCCCAUGGGUUCACGAGUUGCUUGUGAAAGUUAUAUUUAGACCAAUACCAUGUAGAGGAGUGGGAUGAAGCAUCUGGAGACCUACCUAAAGCACCGUCUGAGGUUUAAAUUAGGAGUCCACCUUGGUCACAUGCAGACAUGCCUGCCACUGCUUGGCUGAACAUGCAUGGUUCUGACCACCGUUUCUUUUCACCGUAACUCCUCAGCAGUGCAGCGCAGACCCUCCUGUCUACAUCCGAUUCAGUGUAAGGUCACCAUCCCAUACAUGCCAAACCCCUCUGACAGGUGUCUCAGUUCCAGCUAGGCAUGGGCUCCCAGUAUUAAUCUUGAUUUCUUUUAUUUCAAACAUACUGAGCAAUUAUUCCUCAGAAGUAUUGAUUGUUGAAGUUAAAUGUAUGAAAUCCAAUCUAAUGGACAACAUAGAAACACAAUGAGUAUAAGCUCACAUUAGGCCAAGUAGAGACAUGCUAGUCGUAGUUUACAUGUUAGGACUUAAAAUAGGGAAAAAUAGUUUUAGUUUAUUAAAAUCAAUUCGGUAAAAUUUUUUAGCUCUAAACUGUGACUAUCAGUUGUUGUUUGUUUUUUUUGCAACUUGAAGUAUUUCCAAACAACUGAAUUUAUCUUUUGCGGCAGAAAGAUAGACGACUUUAAACCAGCUAAUGACAUUUCAUAGCAACAGGUUGGGGAGGGGCAGAGCUGUGUUACUCUGUUGUCCCUGAGUACAUACUGUUAAUCCACUGAGUUCUCAGGCAUCUUGAACUGUAGAAAUAGCAUGAUGGAAAGUGGUCAAAAACCUAGUCUUGGUACAUCCUGAUACCGCUAACCAGCCCAUGCCUUUUUCCAAAACUGUUUUUUAGUUUACUCCUGCUCUUUCAUGGGUUUUCAUGGAUAUUAAGAAGUGUUUCUCACUUUCAUGGAUUCCUCUGUUGUUUCAGUAUCUCAACAUUUUUCUGCAGGACCUCUGCAGCAUCCUUUACCCCCAAGUGUCUAAGACUCUUUCCUAAUCUCUGAAUAAUUCUGGUAUCUAACUUUUUUUUUUACCAAGCUUCCUUGCAAUUUUAAAGACAUACUGAGCUCAUUUCACUGUCAUCUAGGUUUUGCUGCAAGGGUUUUUCCAGCUGUCAGCAAACUUCAAGAACCCUUCCUAAUGUCCAGGAUUUCUUUUGCCGUUUCUGUGAUCUUCAGAGGUUCUCUGAUCACCUUAUGCAGCACAAAUGUUUGGAUUUCCCACUGUGUUGUUUAUUUGGAAGCAUAAAUCAGGAAACUCACAGAAGACCCCACAGUCUUACCCCCUGAGGAAACGCUUCCAACGAUCAGCCUGGCUGACAAGGCCUUUUUCCAUCCUGAACCCCUCUCUCAUUUUCUCUCUCAUUCUCUGUCUUUAACGCUGAAAAGGGGGCGGAUCGGUGAAGCCCAUUUCACAGCGUGCACUUGAAAGACGAGCGGUCAUGAAAGAGGCCAUCGACUUUUUCGUGGACUUCAAAGUGGAGGCUUUUUUUAUCCUGUCUCGUCUCUGGGUUCCUGGACUGAGGUCUGCUGUUGGCCAGACCUGUGGGCUUUAGGGGGGCAUUCAAAAAGGGGUGGAGGGAGUGGGUGAGACAUCAGAGAGGAGGCUGAAUCAUCCAGGAUGAGGAUGGUAGUGUGUAUGUGUCUAGAAAAAGUAGGAUGGAGGGGGGAGUUGUUUGAGGAACAGGAGGUGUUGGAGUACUGGGGCAUGGAGCUGAAUUAAACUUUAAUGAGUGACAAUUGUAAGCAUGCUGAGGGCUAAGGGGGGGGCAGUGGAAGGGGCGAGUGGUCAAGUCAGUACCAGGGUGAAAAAAAUGAAAAGAAAGAAAAAAGCUUAAAGGCUCUUCUGCCGACCCCUGCUUUCCACUGUCAUCGUAUCAAAGCUGAGGUGACACCUUUCAGGUUUCUCUUUGUCUAUCUGACUGGGAGCCUAAAAUGGAGAAAGAGCUGUUUGUUUUGAGCCACCUUCUGCUCCAUGUCAAGCAGAAAGGAUCUUCCUUCUGCUCUGUUAGCAGAGAGGCUGGCAGGUGAGGGGGCUUAGUGCUGCAGGGGAUUUCUUCUCCUUUUUAGCCUGCGGCCCCCUCUAGUGUCAUCUCCUGAAACUAUCAGACAGAAACCUAGAGAGCAUGUUGAUAGUGAAAUGGCAGAAUUGAAAUCUAAUGCUUUAUUGAGAAUAAAAAAAAAAGUUUUUGUUUUUUUUUUAACGGAAAGAAAACCAAAGAUUAAUGGGUAACUGCUGAUUUUUUUAACAGUUACCCACAAGAGCUGACCCUAGCUCUCAGAGGAUUCAAAAAGCACCGGAGGCAUUGCUGAGUCUUUAUGUUGUAGAAAACAGCUGGAACUGAGAAACUGGCAUGAGGCCGUGUCUUCAGAUGGAAGUCCUUUGGACUUUGGAAACCCCAGUGUCUCUGUGUCUGUCCUUGCCUUCCCACCCUGUGUGUACACAAAGACUUUACCCAUCUACCUCAACUGUGUGAGUUGUUGUGUGGCAAAGAUAUUCCUUAACCAAAGAAUCCAUCCUGUCAGGGUGUCUUUCUGUCUGUCUAUCUAUCUUAUCUAUCUAUCUUGUCUGUCCAUCUGUCUCUUCUUCAUGCCUUUUUGCUCCGAACCAAAUGUGCUGGAAUCAAUCCGAAAUAGGAGCCUGUACGAGGCUCCCAUCCAGCCAAAGCUGAACGCCAGUAUGCUAGAGUCCCAUUGAUCCAUGUUACAUAUAUAUGAAAUCAUUCUCAAGACCAAAAAAGAAGGAGGUGACAAUCUAAGCAAGGAGGUUCUUGCUGUAAUCAACGUUGCCUAUUCCUUGUUUUCCAUAAACUAGAACCAUCCCCGUGAAUCAAGCCUUCACCCCGAAACCAGUAAAAAGGAAAGGUCAAAGGAGACAGAAGCUAUUUUUCCACAUUUGUAAGCCACGCGUUCCCUCCCCCUGUUAUUUCCAACUGUUUAGUGUAGUUGAAAUACUGUUCGAUCCCACUGUUGUAAGUAGGAAAUAAUGAAAUUCAUACAGAAAGCUUUAACUGAGGACGGGCUGAGGGAAAUGUUGGCGCUACCUCAGCUUGGACUCAUGGACCCACCAUGCUUUACUGUGCCAUUCUUGUCCAUGUGUUAGACUUAACUAAUGAAUGUGGCUAACCAACCAAAGGCUUAAAAAAAAAAAAAAAGAUACACAACACUUUAAACAUCAAUCAUGGUGGGACGUUUUGUAUCAACAACUAAAGAAAAAUCCCUUUGAAUACCUCAUGUGAAAAUUGUUUGUUGUGAUGUUGCACUAAAAAAUAAAAAUGACU
This is a messenger RNA of Cyprinodon tularosa, 7195 nucleotides long. RefSeq names its product one cut domain, family member, like (gene onecutl). Gene Ontology annotation, biological process: regulation of transcription by RNA polymerase II. Gene Ontology annotation, molecular function: DNA-binding transcription factor activity, RNA polymerase II-specific; RNA polymerase II cis-regulatory region sequence-specific DNA binding. The record is from RefSeq and is a predicted model, not a curated record. Gene Ontology annotation, cellular component: nucleus. NCBI's taxonomy places the organism in Eukaryota, Metazoa, Chordata, Actinopteri, Cyprinodontiformes, Cyprinodontidae. The coding region runs from base 768 to 2120 and encodes 450 amino acids. The transcript has 3 exons.